This is a messenger RNA of Drosophila serrata, 294 nucleotides long. It is a transcript of the gene Eh, whose product is annotated as Eclosion hormone. Gene Ontology annotation, molecular function: ecdysis-triggering hormone activity. The record is from RefSeq and is a predicted model, not a curated record. Gene Ontology annotation, biological process: neuropeptide signaling pathway; ecdysis, chitin-based cuticle. NCBI's taxonomy places the organism in Eukaryota, Metazoa, Arthropoda, Insecta, Diptera, Drosophilidae.
AUGAACUGCAAACCCUUGAUUUUGUGCACUUUCCUGGCAAUUGCACUCUGCCUGGUGCAUUACGGAGGUGCAGUGCCCGCCAUUGGGCAUUACACUCACAAGAGAUUUGAUUCCAUGGGCGGCAUUGACUUUAUUCAGGUCUGUCUAAAUAACUGCGUUCAGUGCAAGACCAUGCUAGGGGAUUACUUCCAGGGCCAGAAUUGUGCCCUUUCCUGUCUGAAGUUCAAGGGCAAGGCGAUUCCUGACUGCGAGGAUAUUGCCUCCAUAGCUCCUUUUCUAAAUGCUCUCGAGUAA